This is a messenger RNA of Linepithema humile (Argentine ant), 11913 nucleotides long. It is a transcript of the gene sns, whose product is annotated as sticks and stones. Lineage: Eukaryota; Metazoa; Arthropoda; Insecta; Hymenoptera; Formicidae. Gene Ontology annotation, molecular function: cell adhesion molecule binding. Gene Ontology annotation, biological process: cell-cell adhesion. Gene Ontology annotation, cellular component: plasma membrane; cell-cell junction. The record is from RefSeq and is a predicted model, not a curated record.
AAAUGUCUGUCAUAACAGUAGCAUAAUGAUUCUGUAUAAUGUUAAAUCUAUUAUUAUGUGAGUGAUACUGUUCAAUAAUUCAAGAUAAAUCUUGUUAACACAAUACCAACAAUGCUUGUGUGAAAUCUUGUAUCGCGUCAACUUGACACUUGUUGGUAUCUUAAUUAACUAAAAGCAUCGCUCGUGAUAACGACACGGCACCAGUCGAGCAUCUGUUUCUACAUUGACUAACUCUCCGAACUACAUAAAACCCAUCAAUUUGUCAGUGACAUUAUUGCGAACUUGUUGUUCAAUAAUUCAAGAUACGGACAAAUCUCGUUAACACGGAGUAUGGAAUACCGCAGCAGAAGUCAUCAUCCCCAUCGCGUGUAUGACAUGCGCGCGCGUGAGGCAUCAGCCAUCAACCGCUCCUGCCCGCUCCUAGGGCUCGGCAGUGAAUGUGGUGGUCGCGGUCGGUGGGAUCCGGCGGCGCGCUUGUUCGGCCAUCUCCGCCGUGCUCGGCAAUCUCCGUCGAUCUCUGCGGGGGCAGAGGCCUCCUACCCUCUCGCGCAGUCUCGCGCAGCAGUGUUCACACUAUCGCGUAGGCGAACGGCGGCGUAUGUAGCGCGACGUCACGGUCUGUCGUCCUUUCGUCCUGUGAGUGAUUUCGCCGGAGUUGUAUCGUAGUGCCGGAAUAAACGGAGGUUCGCGAUCGUCGCUCGUCGUGCCGUCGAGCUGGAUCUCUCGCGUUAUUUCGCCUGUCGAAACGUGAUAAUCGGAUACGCGCCACCUGCUGUGCGACUCGCUCUCGCCAUCCUCGCACCACCCAUCCCCGUUGUCGUCGUCGCCGCCACCGCCACCCCUUUCGUGCUCUCUCUCUCUCUUUCUCUCUCUCUCGUCGAUUGGAACGGAUGUCCGAGGACUCGCAAUACGACGGAUAUUCCGCGAAGAGAGGAGAGUGGUCUUCGCGGAGAAAGCUAAUGAGCAAAUUGAUUGGCACAGAUUGUCUCGAACAACAAUCGCUUUGAAGUUUGGCGUGAGUGUGCAGGUGAAGGCAACUUUGCAUCGAUCGCAUUUGAUAGAUCAGUUUGUAACACGUGACUCGUGCCGCUCGGACGGUUCGAAUAGUGAGCGUUCGAACGGUCGACGUCGAGAUUUCCGCAAACAUCCGAAUCUCGCGGCGUGUCGUAACCCAACUUCGAUCGUCGCCGUUGCGACGCGCUUCCGGACGCUUGAAAGAACGUGACCGGGAUAUUAUUCAUAGCGUGUGAGCAAAACGCAAUUUGUUCAUAGUGUUUAACCCUGUUUUGUACAUUUCACAGGGAUGACAUUGUUUCGAGGAUCGAGUCAGAAUUGAAUUGCGAACCAGUGAUGCUUGGAUCUACAACUAUCGAAGUUCCCUUGGAUUAAGACAACUCUGAAGUUGAACAGGAUUAUCGAACUUAUCGGGAAAGUUCUUUCUCGGAGACGAAAAAAGUGUACUACUGGAGACUCGUCGCGCAUUACAGAUCGACGUGACGCCGCAUCCGAAUGCAAGUUUGCGAGACACAUUUGUGAUACCGUUCGCAGUGAUCGAUCGUCCGAUAAUCAGACGGAAGUUCUUGCGUCGCAUGGACGAACUUGUUUGUCCUAGAAGCGGAACGGGGAGCGCGGAUGUUUGCGUUCGCAUGAACAUGACCAAAGGAAGUCGAUGAGGCUUUGCCAGUGACAGCUUUCACGAGACUCGGAUUAUGUUACUGUCGAUCGCGGGACAUUCGUUAAUGAUCGGAAGAGAAGAGGACGUGCGAGGAGAACUGCGUGCUGAGACGGUUUGUUGACGCAAAAUUGAUCGUGCUUUUUGAGAUUUAACGUCGAGACUGUGCUGUGUCGUCGUAUAUACCAGUGUCGCGAGUCGCGCAGUGUUACCGUUACGUACGAUAUGUGAAAGUAGUGAUACAGAUUGCCGCGAUAAAGAUUUUUCCUCCCGAGAGCGGACAACGUUCGUCACUCUUCGUCCUACUUAAUUCGCCUGAGAUUUCGCGCGCGCGUGUGUAUGUGUGUUUAUAAGUGGACCUCCGUCGCAGCCAUGAAAGUCUCUGGAGUGAUAGCAGAGAAGAAGCUCUUCGGGAUGAGGCUGUUCGUGCUCAUCGCUGCUUGCCUAACGUCGGCUGUAAAAGGCGAGGCCGUACAACAACAUUUCCGGAUUAGGCCGAGCAACAGUUCCGUGCUUGAGGGCGGCGAAGUGGUAAUUCCUUGCGAGGUUACAAACCGAGUCGGUGCCGUCCAAUGGGUCAAAGACGGAUUUGCUUAUGUUAUACAGCCGAACGGCGACAUCGUGGGCCAUCCCAGACUAAAGAUGAUCGGCGAUCAAAACGCCGGUAUUUACAACUUGAGGAUCACCGACGCGUCUCUCACCGACGACGGCGAAUACGAGUGUCAAGUCGGGCGGUAUCUGCGAAUCAAGCCGAUUCGCGCCAGCGCUCAUUUGAUCGUCACUUCGCCUCCGCGAAAGGUGGAAAUCAGCAGUCAUCCAAACAAUAGGGAAAUCGAGGUGAAGGUGGGCGAAUCACGGCGCUUGGAAUGCAUCGUCAGAUCGGCCAAACCGGCCGCCUCGAUCAUUUGGUAUCGUGGAAACGUGCAGAUCAAGGGCGGUGACACCACCACCAACGCAAUCUCUAUCGAGGGUGACAAGGAUGCGAAGCCCGGAGAGACGUCCAGGGAAUUGCUCAAGUACGACACUCAUGGUUCCAUUACCAUCGUGCCUACGGCGGACGAUAAUGGGAUGGAUUACACCUGCGAGGCUAGCCACGAGGCAAUACCCAUAGACAGGCCCAUGCGGGCUACCAUUAGACUCUCCGUUUUCUAUCCACCUGGUCAACCGUACAUCGAAGGCUACACCGAGGGCGAGACCGUGCAACGCGGUCAGAAUGUGGAGCUCUCCUGCCGAUCACGCGGCGGAAAUCCGCCGGCCGAUAUCAUCUGGUACAGGAACGGCGAAAGGAUCUCGUCGUUCACUCGCCGGGAGAACACCUUCAGCGAGAACGUGCUCUCGUUCAUAGCCCGCGCGGAGGACGAGAAGGCCCGCUACAGAUGCGAGGUCUCCAACGUCAUGAGCGUGCAGCCCAUGAAAGUGCACGUCGAUCUCACUGUGCUUUUUGCGCCUGCUGGAGUCACCAUUACCGGCCCGACGGAGGCGAAGGCGGACGACCAGGUGCACAUUACCUGCAUGACGGAGAACUCAAAUCCGCCCGCGGACAUAAAGUGGACGGUGGACGGGCAUAAUUUCGAGAGUAACAGCUCGAAGACGGAGCCAGCACCGAACGGCGGCUGGAUCACCACCUCGAACGUGACGUUCAGCAUUAAUCGCAAGAGCCGUAGCAUCGUCGUCAUCUGCCACGCUUCCAACGCCAAGCUCACGGAGAACGUGGUCGGCACGCACACCAUCAACGUGAUAUAUCCACCUUCGAAACUAAGCGUUACCGGAUACGAAGAGGGCACGACAAUAGUGGCCGGGACAGUGCUAAAGCUCAUGUGCAUCGCCACGGCGGGUAAUCCAUUGGCCACGUUAACAUGGUACAAGAACGACCGCAAGGUCUCACUUGGCACAGUGAGACAGCGAAAUCAUGCUGUCUCCAGCGAGUUAGCGAUACUCGUCAACGCGUCUGACAACAAUGCCCAUGUGCGAUGCGAAGCGACAAAUUCCGCUACCGAGAUACCCCUGCUCAAAGUUCUCGUGCUAAAAGUCAAUUUCCCGCCCGAGAGGGUGAAGAUUAACCGCGAACCCCAGGACUUCCACGCCGGUCAAGAAGGACGCAUAAUCUGCGAAUCCAGCAGCAGCAAUCCCGCUGCCGAGAUGUCGUGGUGGAAGAACGGGAUACCGGUAACCGGCACCAGGAACGGCACCAAGCCCGGAUUACACGGCGGCUACCUAUCGUUCGUUGAGCUCUCGCUCGACUUAACCGAAGACAUGAACGGCGAGGUGUACACCUGCGAGGCCAAGAACACCGAAUUGGGGAGGUCUAUCCACGACGCUACGACGCUGGACGUGUUGUACAAACCGAUAUUCUCGCCAUUAGACCCUUUCGAAUUAACCGGUCUGGAAGGAGAACCCUUUGUGAUUUCCGUAUCGGCGAGGGGCAACCCUAAUACAACGGAAUAUACGUGGACAAGAGACGGUCUACCGAUAGUUAGUAGCAAUAGGAGAGUGACCGCGCACGGUUCCACGCUAAAUAUCACCAAAUUGGAUCGUCACGAUGCCGGCACGUACAUAUGCGAAGCGCUGAACAAGGAAGGAACCACUUUUUACCAGCUAAAUCUGACCGUGCAAUAUCCGGCUAAAAUCAAACGCAUUUCCUCGUCGGGGAUAGUUUAUCCACCGGGUAUCGAGGCGAAACUUUUCUGUGAAAUCGACGGCAGCCCGAUCGGCGACGAAUUCGUCACGUGGCAAAAAGUAGGAUCAAAUCUGGAACCAGGACGUUACUCGACAUCUUUCGUAAAUCGAACGUCGUACCUUCACAUAGAACGUCCUAGCCAGCAAGACGUCGGCGAGUAUCUGUGCAAAGUCAACAACGGCAUCGGCAAUGUAACAUCGGAUCCUAUCCUGUUUAUUACUAAUUUUAAACCGGAAAUGACGAACACCCCGUUGACGCGAAAGGCAGCGGCGAACAAAGGAAUAAGCGUCCAUUUGUACUGCAAAGCGCGAGGAUCUCCAUUGCCGCGUUUCAGUUGGAUCUUCAAUAGGAAAACUUUAUCGCCGAACACAACCGAGAAUAAAUACAGUAUCACUCACAGCGACCUUUCUGAGCUCUACUCCGAAACAGUGUUGACUAUCCAUAACGUGAAGGCGCAGGACUAUGGAAAAUAUGAGUGUCGCGCGCAGAAUAAAGUGGGGCAAUCCUCGGAGGACAUACUUUUGGACGUCACGUCACCGCCGGAUAAGCCGAGCGAUCUGGAGGUCUACAACGUCACACACGAUUCGGUGACGCUGAUUUGGAAGCGCGGUUUCGACGGCGGCUUGCCGACGUCCUAUCAAAUACGAUGGCGACAGGCGUUGGAUUACGAGGCUCGCUACUACUACCUGGACAUCUCGCCCGGUGAAAACAAGGCCACCAUAUCCGGCCUGUCGCUCGGGACUUAUUACGUGUUCAGUGUGAAAGCUAUCAACGAGAAGGGAGAUAGUGGCUUCUUGCCAGACCUCGUCAAAGUUCAGACACUUCGGCCCAAUAAAGAGGAAAACCUGCCGGACAUCCUCUUGGAAAAGGGCGACUUUCCGAUGAAUUAUAUCUAUACGUUAGCGGCGACUUCCCUCAUCAUUUUUAUCGUUAAUGUCUUCAUCAUGUUGUGGUACAUAGUACGAAAACGAAAUAAAGCUCGUAUCAACAAGUCGCAGACCGCGGAUAUGUAUGCACCGUCCACCGUCAACGGCGACACAAUGACCGGUGAAUUAAGUUCCAUGUCGGACGAGAAGAGCGACGUCAACUUCGACGCUAACGAUUACGUGCAGGACGAGGGGCGCAAAACCGCAGCUAGUACGUAUUUAAUAGAUCAAACUAUGCAGGACUACGGGAAAGGCGGUUUAGAAAUGCAGGUGCAUCAGGGCACCCUCGGUCGUCGCAGCAAUCAUAUGCAAACAUCCAUGAACAUGGAUUCGCCGCCGCAGCGAACCACUGCUAGUGGGACACUUUCAGUAUCGAAGUCGAGUUACAUCGGCAACCCGAGCCCGGCGCCGCCCAAUGACGUAAGCUUCUACAGCGUCGAGAUGGACAACGGCGGUCGCGGCUACAUGAGCUACGACGGCAAUCCAAGUCCAGCACCGCCGCCGAUCGGCGAUCCGUCUGGCGGACCCUACUAUCCUACAUCCUUAGGUUCGACCGGUCACAUAAUGGGUGGGCACCUGGGCGCCGGCACCGGCACUUUGACGCGCACCAGGACGCUGCCACGUCCGGUGCCGCCGCCCGAUGUCACCGUGAUGACCGCGGGCACGAAAUCGCCGAUACCGCCGUCGGUGCCGCCGCCACCCGCCACAUUCGCCCGCGCCGGCCCCAACAACGCCGGACCUCAUCCGCACGCACACACGCAUCCUGCCCCGCCGCCACCACCCUGCCAGAGUCAUCCGCUGUCCACGUUCGCGGCAACGCCGACCUACUCCGACAUCGAUGGACAUCUUGUCUGAGGCUCGCCGAUCUUCGGGCCUAGCUCGGUGCGCGGCAAAUACCGCGCCGUCGCCCAGGACGACGACGAAGAUCAGCGACCGGUCGCAGUCACGGAGAGGAGCACGCGUCUCUGAACGACGUAGGGUGCUACGAUGACGGAUUUUCCUCUGAAUCGUUCAGAUCGUCACCGAUCGUCUCCGUGAGCUACGAUAAAGAGGAUGAACGAGCGGCGACGACUCGCGAAUUACGGUAUCGCGGUCGAAGAUCCUGGCAUUCGUCAUCAGUGCGCCUGAGCAAUUUUCGAAGACUCUAUUUGGUGCGCGAGAACAAAAGUGCGACGAAGUGUGUAAAUAGAAGAAAGACAGCGAGAAGGAGAACGAAGAGAACGUUUACGUGCGACGAGAGAGUGAUGCACCAGAUUCACGCUGUAAACACGCCUUUCCCUUCCACGCGGCUACUUCCUAGACGAGAGGAGACACGCGCGGGGCUCUCCUACGCGAUUGAAUUCUAAUCUUAGGAAUAUAUAUGUAUGUAUAAUUGGCCGCUCGACGAAGAGCGAGCAACGGCGAUCACAGAAAGAGAGAACGGUCGCGCCGGUACGCGCGAGCGUUCUCUAAGAAGCUCGAGAAUGAUUUUACCGUUCCUCUUCCACUAUUCUGCCUUUCCCUUUUCUCCCGUUAUUAACUAUUUGUCUUUGUCCGCUCGCCUUAGCGUUAUUUAGCGUGUCCGCGAAAUCAGCGGGCGAUAAUCAGCGAAUGAUUGACGAGGAAAGUAUAUUUUCUGUAAAUACACGCGUGAUUAUAUAGAGAAAUAGGGAAACCCGCGGCAAUAAUUUUGUUUUUCGGUGGCUUCGGUUGCUUCGCGCAGGAAACACGUCGAUGUAUACACUAUUCGUCAUAGCGAUUGUGUUUAGAUAUCACUAUGCAGGUGUUAAAAACAACCAGAAAAAUCCGCGAGACAUUUUCGAAAUAUUACUCAGCGAUCUCCCUCGCUCCGACCGUGACUGACACCGAAAUGCAGAUUCCAAAAACUUUCUUGUCUUUGGAACAAAUGUGCAAUCGCACAAGCGUCACUAUCUCAACAGUAAUACUAUUAUCAGUAUAAAUAUUAUAGGAUACGCCCGUUCCUUGGCACUAAGAUAACCAAUGUCAUUCCAUGACUUUUGAAGCUGAGAGAAAGAAAAUGUUAUAUCCAGUAUAUUUGCUCAGAAAAUGCUACAAAAAAUAACACCAAGUAAUAACAUUUUAUAAAAUAUUAUUUAUUACUUGAUUUUUAACUCGCACAAAAACAGAGCUCAAGAAAAAUUUGUUAGAAUUAAUUAGCGAUAAGCCACUUUUCUUUAUUGCACAAAUGUAUCCAUCUGUCUUCCAAUUCGCAGAUUAACGUUGGUUAUCUUGGUCCGAAGAUAUCGAUCUAACCCGAAUAAGAUUUUCACGCAUGCUACGAUCAUUGAUAUUAAUUUUCAAAAUACUGAUAGCGAUUAAUGAACGAUAACGCCCUUUCAAAACUUUGCAGGAGGGCAUAUCCGUCACGACCGUCCAUUGUUUACUUUCGCGUCGAAAAGUCGGUUUAUCUCGGCGAUUCGAAGCUAAAAAAGACGAGACAAUCGUUAUUACAAAGCGGAACGUUUGAAAGGUUACAAAGAAUGCGAUAGCUCGAAGUUAAACUUUCUUUCCUUUCGUCGCCUUCCGUCGCUUAUACGUUGUACAACUGCGAUUGUUGUCUCCCGAGCAACUUUCACGAAACAAAAAAACAAAUCUGAUACUAUAAAUCGUAUACAAAAAAAAAAGAGUUUCACUGCCGAUCCUAAAGUCAAUACUAUAGGUAAUUCAUUGACUGUAUAUCGUCUCGAUGAAUAUACUUUUAUCUACGCGAUACAUUAUACGUAUACAAUAUAUGUAUAUUGAACAUCAUACAAUCUUGCGACAUUAAUCAUAAACCGAGUGCCGAUCGGCUGCUCGUUAAAAACAUACACUUAUGUUUACUGGUAAUUCCGAUCUUUUUGUUCAUUACGAGAACACGAGCGGACCGAGCUUGUGCUGCCGAUGCAUCCACGAUGCAUCUAAAACGAUCAAAAACCAGAUACGUAUUAUGAUAAUAGAACACACGACGAUGCCAGCCCGCUUAAACGAGUCGUCGAGAUCGUAGUUCUAUCAUCGUAAACUCCGAUUAUCGCGACGUGAUUGUUACGCGAGACGACGACACGAGGUGUAACAUAAUCAACAAAAAAAAAAGGAGAACAAAAAGACAGGAAGUCAGUGAAUGUCUUGGCGUAGUGAUAUCUUGAACAAAGACAAUAGUACAUAAGUUUAAUUGCUACGUAAUGGUCUUCAGUUAAGGGCGAAGAUAUUCUGUCGACAGCGCGGCGCCAUUCGAGACGAAGCUGCACGAAGAAAAUUCGCAUAAACGCGCGAAGCAUUCGCCCUAGAGCGGCUGUUGUGCGACAUUUACGCGGAUGGUCGGAAAAUUACGCGGAUAUUCAUAUUAGCUCGACUAAAUGUUCAUACACAUAUAUUUUUGCAUUUAUUUCCAAUUACUAAUUAUGAUUAAACCAUGUAAAUAGUGCGAUAAUGUCUCAAUGUUUCACACGGUCGCGAAAGAGAAAAAAAUUUAAAAAAAAAAACAAGUAAUUCAAAUGGAUCAUAUGAGGGUCUCACUAUACCUAGGCUAUAAACGAAGUAUUGCUAGAGGGUAAUAACGCUGUAUAUCCGGAAAAAAAAAAUUAUUAUCCCGUUGAUUGGACGAGACAACGUCUUUCCGUUCUUCGUCGAAAGCCUAAGUAGUCAACGUAUAUAUAUUUUUGAAAACGACGACGACGAAACUUGAUGCGUUUGGCCUAUCGUAAGGGAGAUAUGUUACGACAAGAGAGAGAAAGAGAGUCAUGUAACGCACGCUGCACUCGCGUUCCGGCGGUAAAGGGCUGUGACAAUGAGAUGCAAGUCCUUACAACUUCGCGACGUCGCGUCCUGCCAAGUCGAUCGUGCGAACAAUUGUUCAAUUGGGGAGUGUCGCCGAUGCAAUGAUACCAAUCCUCGCGCUAAUUUUAAUAUAAUUUCACCGCUUACGAAGUUUUAUUGCGCUCACUCCCGUGCGACGAUUAUUCUGUCGUCUGUUCGUCGGUGGUAAAAUUUCCUCGGUGUCUUUUAGCCAAGAAGCGCAGAGAAAGGAAAGGAAAAAGAACAGGUCGGUUGCGACGUGUGCGAGAGGAUGUUCUGAGAUCUGCAUCUCAUCCUGUGGUGAGGAAUUGUUUUUAUAGGAGACAAUUAAACUUUACCCGCCCGGUAGUCGCGCGUGUCACAUCGCUCAUUGAGAGAUUGUUUGAAAGUUUUAUGAAUAACGUUUUUCCGUAGCGUACGCAUAUAUUGUUGUUUCUCAUUACAGCGAUUAUUUGUUAACGGUAGAUUCUACGAAGCUUAAGACAAAAAGAAGAAAAAAAUGAAGAAAUAAAAAAGAAACGUGUAUUGUUAAACCGCCGUUGUGUAUGGAGCCGCACAGUUCGGCUUAGACUGAUGAUAAGAAAUUCACGUAUGCUCAAUUAGAGAUGAACAUGUUCGCGCAUAAUUAAGAGUUCUAUUUACAUAUACAUGUUUUAUAUUUGUAAUUAUAAAAAAAAAACAAAUCAUCUAUACUUAAUAUUACCUGAAGAUUAUUAUUAGAUUUAUGUAAUCUCCAAAGUAUUUGCUCAUCAAAGUGCUAGGCAUGUUAAACGGACCGCUAUUCGUCCAAAAUGGUACCUUGGAGAUGGACAUACCAUCUAACACGUACGAUAUUUGAUAUUUUACAUAAUAAUAACAACUCGUAAUUUCGUUGAUUACUCUAAGACAUAGUCAAUCCUAAUUAUACAAUCAUUAAGAAUAUGGAAAGGAAUCAAUUAAUCGUUUUACAUGUAUAUAUAUAUAAAUAUAUAUAUAUAUAUAAACGUAUAAUGUACAUAGCACUUAGAUAGACACGAAAGGAAAAAAAGAAAUGAAAAUACUUAAACGAAUUAUAUCAAACUACGAAAAAAAAGAACGAAUCGAGAGCUUUUGUAUACUAGAUGUAUAUUGGUAUAUUCACUUUGUAUCGUUCUUUUUACCGCGAUGAUAAUUAUCGAUAAAUAGAAAUUAACGGCAGCAUGAUCGUUUCUGAAAAAUGAGAAUUAUCAACAAAACGUUCACCGACACUGCGAACGUAUCACGUAUCGCAACGAAGGAAUAAAUAUCGACGAAGAUUUAAAACCAGGAAAAAAGUAGAAGAAUGCAUCAGGACGAAUAAAGCGAAAAAUAAGCACGCCGCGAAAUUAUAUCCGUUCCAAAAUUGAUAUCGCCAGUGUUCCAUCGCCUUCGCGUCACGUUUUUCAUACAAUCUUUUAUGAGGAUCUUUUUUAUUGACCAGGCUAUUCUACUUUUUCACACGUAGAUAGAAGAUAAUUUUUACCCUUUGUGCCGAGCGUUACGCCAAUUGAUACACGAAAGUACGUUGUACUCCCCCCCCCUUUUUGAAAUUUGUACGUAACUAUUUAUCGCCGCGACUGGUCUAAAUGUUGCUUCCGUUUUAUGUGCCAACUGAUCGACGUUGUUCUUCGACGAUGUGUAACAUACCGUUAAUGCAAAAAUGAGACGAAAGAACACAGAGAACAGUGCCGGUCGACAACCGUGCGACGGAAAAAUUUUCAACGUGACCGGCGCUGUUUCGCCGAGUACAACAGAGAUACGUCAAAAAAAAAAAGAAAAGAAAAAACAAAAACAGUAGGGACAGGAAAAAAGAAAGAUGUGAAAAGGAAAAGCUCUCUGAUCGAUGUAACGGUGUAACAUAAUUGAAUGCCCACGAUUAACUGAUUAAUGUACAUAUACAUAGUAUUUUUACAUUCUAAUUCUAAAUUACAUUUCCAAUUCUAAAUGGUAUACACAACACUACACUCACUGUGGGCUUCGCUCCGUUAUCUGUGUAUCGAUUGCGACGACGAAAAUAUUCACCGUCGUCGGUUCACUGCUGUCAGUGAGGUAUAUUUCGUACAAAAAUGCAUUUACAAUGAUUAUUGCUCAGCAACAUCUUGCUCUGUUAACUCCCUCGUACACACGUAUAUUCGCGCUGUUGCACGACAUUCAAUAAAUACAUGCCUUGUGCCUUCGCCGCACCACGUUACUUAAACCGUGAUACAUAAGACAGAAAGAAGAGAGGAGAAGAAUACGCGUGAUGCAUUUACAAUUGUUUUAAGACACAUUCGUGUAAUUUAUCUGAACUGUGCUCAUUGCCGAAAUUUGAAGACGCAAAAUAAUUAGGAACAAAUACGUGCAUUUAUCUUUUUUUUAAACGUGUAAUUACAUACUCAUUUCAUAAUAAUUGCAUUAUUAGUACGAUGUAAGAAUUGACGGCGUGAUUUAUGUUCGAAUAACUGCCAAUAAUUUUUAAAUGUAAAGAAUGAGAUAUAAAUGUUGAUUUAUAUAGACGUAUACACAGAUUCAGAGCGAAGCUCAACACGCUAGUCCUUAAUUUAAAACCAAAGUAAAAGCAACAUUGUGUAGCGUUUAAGAAUCUCUAUUACGUAUACACACCUGUGUGUCUAUACAGACAUAAUUAUAAUUAACGAUUUCAAUCAUUGUAAUUAGGUAAAUGAACUAACCGAUAAGCAGAUAGGUAAAAAUAAGCCACUCAUUAUGUGUAUCAUCUUGUUUUUCCAUUCAUAAUUUUUCACUACACAAUUAACAACAUUUUACCUAGGAGAGCCUUUCGUCAGCUAGGGUUAUUAUGUAUCUGUAUUCUGUAUAUUGUUUUUUAUUGCAACUAUUAAAACUGAUUGUCAACUUAUAAAUUUGUAUUAAUU